This is a messenger RNA of Pseudovirgaria hyperparasitica, 756 nucleotides long. RefSeq names its product Metallo-hydrolase/oxidoreductase. Bases 1 to 756 code for a protein of 251 amino acids. The transcript is spliced from 6 exons. Gene Ontology annotation, molecular function: hydroxyacylglutathione hydrolase activity. NCBI's taxonomy places the organism in Eukaryota, Fungi, Ascomycota, Dothideomycetes, Acrospermales, Acrospermaceae. The record is from RefSeq and is a predicted model, not a curated record.
AUGGCUCAAGGGAAGGGUAAGGGGAACAACUACGCUUACCUUGUUUCCGACGACUCGUACUCGGAGUCCGUCAUCAUCGACCCGGCAAACCCACCAGAAGUCCUUGCAGCCCUCAAGCCCCAGCUCGAGAAGAUCAAUCUCAAGACGAUCAUCAACACCCACCAUCAUCAUGACCAUGCUGGCGGCAACAAUACGAUGCGCUCCUCCCUUUCUUCACUCAACCUCAGUAUAAUCGGUGGCAAAGACUGUGAAUCGGUCGAGAACGUCCCUGCGCACAAUUCAACUUUCACAAUCGGAAAGGGGAUCAAGGUCACGGCUUUGCACACGCCCUGCCAUACGCAAGACAGUAUCUGCUUUUACAUGGAGGACGGGGACGACAGGGUGGUGUUCACCGGAGACACACUCUUCAUUGGAGGAUGCGGAAGACUGUUCGAGGGGACACCGAAAGAGAUGCACAAGGCACUCAACGAGGUGCUCGCUGCAUUGCCAGACGACACCAAGGUUUUUCCUGGACACGAAUACACCAAAGGCAACGUCAAGUUCGCCAAAAGCGUUCUACCUGAAGACCCCGAAAUCAAGCGUCUCGACGACUUUGCAACAUCGAAUGAAGAGACUCAGGGAAAAUCGACAAUUGGCGACGAGAAGAAAUUCAAUGUGUUCAUGCGCGUGGCCGACCCUGCUAUCCAGAAGUACACAGGCGAGACAGAGCCUGUCGCUGUUUUGGCGAAGCUGCGGUCUGCUAAGGAUAAUGCGUAG